This is a messenger RNA of Entelurus aequoreus (snake pipefish), 4814 nucleotides long. RefSeq names its product zinc finger TRAF-type containing 1 (gene zftraf1). Gene Ontology annotation, molecular function: zinc ion binding. Lineage: Eukaryota; Metazoa; Chordata; Actinopteri; Syngnathiformes; Syngnathidae. The coding region runs from base 620 to 1750 and encodes 376 amino acids. The transcript is spliced from 6 exons. The record is from RefSeq and is a predicted model, not a curated record. Gene Ontology annotation, cellular component: nucleus.
AUGCGCCCUGGCCAACUCUUUAAAUACCCCCAAGUCAUCUGGCACAACAAAAACAUUCCGCUGUCAGCUCCCGAUGUCCGCCGCGGCGAACCGACACGGCGCUUACUCGUUAGUGCACGUUAAACCGGAGCCGCCGUUUGUGAAUAACGAACAAUUUAGGUGGUAGGAAGGAGCGUGCAGGUCGCAGCUCGGGGGAGAAAAACAAAGAUGGUGGUCAUAGUGUAGCCACAGAGACGAGUUUCAACACAACAUCCGCCACCGGAUACAUACAAGAGACGGACAGCCGAGCCGAGCAGAACCGAGCAGAACCGGGCCGCCGGUCAACUCCAGGCACGGAGCGAGAAGCAAACAGCUGAGAAUUGUUUUUGUUCCUACUAGCUAGCCUGCUAAGCUUGUAAGUCCGCCAAACUGCUUGUUUUUCCAACAUAAACCGACGCAUCCUAACGCGUUCACUAAAGCGACUGCAAGUUAACCCUAAUCGUCAUUAAUAACAUUAUAAAUAAUAACACGGCUGUUAGCCCGCUAUUGCUAGCCAGCUAGCUGUCAGGUGACAGUUAGCUAGCUAGCUAGCCCCCAAGCUAACCCCGAAUAUUCCGGAAAGUUCUAGAAGACCGCCGCCAUGGACGACGGGGACGUAGGCGUCGCGCCCGGCUCCUCCUCUUCCUCGGCCGGCCUGAACAUCGGGGCCGGGGGGGCGGCGGCGGAGGCGGCGGCCGAGGCCAUGCAGGAGGAGGUCGGGACGCGGCGGCAGGCGCAGGCGGAGGGGCCCGGCGACGCCGACGCGCAAGAGCCGCCCAAGAAGAGGAGCAAAGUGCCCGAGGGGGAGUCCGGCAAGCUGGAGGAGAGACUGUACUCUGUGCUCUGCUGCACCGUGUGCCUAGACUUACCCAAGGCCUCCGUGUACCAGUGUACCAACGGCCACCUGAUGUGCGCGGGAUGCUUCAUCCACCUGCUGGCCGACUCUCGCCUGAAGGAGGAGCAGGCCACGUGUCCCAACUGCAGGUGCGAGAUCAGCAAGAACCUUUGCUGCAGGAACCUGGCGGUGGAGAAGGCGGUGAGCGAGCUGCCCACGGACUGCACCUUCUGCCUUAAACAGUUCCCUCGCUCCAGCCUGGAGAGACACAAGAAAGAGGAGUGCCAGGACAGGGUGACGCAGUGCAAGUACAAGAGGAUCGGCUGCCCCUGGAAGGGACCCUUCCACGAGCUGCCGGCGCACGAGGACGAGUGCUCCCACCCCACCAAGACGGGCACGGAGCUGAUGGGCAUCCUGGGCGAGAUGGACCAGAGCCACCGCCGCGACAUGCAGCUCUACAACGGCAUCUUCAGUCUGCUCUGCUACGAGAAGAUCGGCUUCACGGAGGUGCAGUUCAGGCCGUACCGCACCGACGACUUCAUCACCCGCCUGUACUACGAGACGCCGCGCUUCACCGUGCUCAACCAGACCUGGGUCCUCAAGGCACGCGUCAACGACUCGGAGCGCAACCCCAACCUGUCCUGCAAGCGCACGCUCUCCUUCCAGCUCAUCCUCAAGAGCAAGGUGAACUCUGCGCUGGAGUGCUCCUUCCUGCUGCUGAAGGGGCCGUACGACGACGUGCGCAUCAAGCCCGUCAUCCACCACUACGCGUUCACCAACGACGCCAACGAGACGGAGUACGUGCUGCUGCCCAUCACCGACUCUGUGGAGUGCAACAAACUGCUGGCCGCCAAAAACAUCAACCUGCGCCUCUUCAUCUUCCAAGUCCAAAAGUAAAAAAAAAAAAAAAAAGGAAACCCUUCAGAGUAAAAGCCCAAAGGCGAGGAGGAGGGAUCGGAAGGAAAAGUGUGAUGGAGAUGAAAGAGAACCACUGAUACCUCUUAACACACACACACACACUCACCUACAAGAGUGACACCCCACAAUGUGAGUUGCUAUGGCGAUGGGCAGGCGGGCGUUGACAUAUUUUGGGGUUAAUGAUUAUGAUGUCAGACACCUUCCUGAAACACACACACACACACCUACUGUACAGCCACAAGUAGCACACACACACACACACACACACCAUAGUGAUGCCCAAAUGUGAAACUGUCUGAUUGUGCUCAGCUGUGACAACUGAUUGGAUGGUGUGCAUGUGUUGUGUAGUCUCCGCCCCUUUUUGUCUGGCCACGCCCACCCAAUACCCCCACUUUAUUUUAACCACUUUCUUUUUUAUUUAACCCUGAUGUUGUUUUUAUUUAACUGUGUUUUCUUGUAUUUAACCAUGAUGUUAUAUUGUUUAUUUUAUUUAACCAUGAUGUUUUAUUUUCAAACAAACGUAAUUUGAAAAAAAAAAAAUUUUUAACCAUUGAGGAGGCCCUGUGUCCCUUUCAAAAGGCACAUAAUUAAUAAUUAUAGGGGCGGUACAGCUCGGUUGGUAGAGUGGCCGUGCCAGCAACUUGAGGGUUCCAGGUUCGAUCCCCGCUUGCGCCAUCCUAGUCACUGCCGUUGUGUCCUUGGGCAAGACACUUUACCCACCCAGUGCCACCCACACUGGUUUAAAUGUAAGGUAUUUUUCGGAGUAUAAGUCGCUCCGGCCGAAAAUGCAUAAUAAAGAAGGAAGAAAACAUAUAUAAGUCGCACUGGAGUAUAAGUCGCAUUUUUGGGGGAAAUGUAUUUGAUAAAAGCCAACACCAAGAAUAGACAUUUGAAAGGCAAUUUAAAAUAAAUAAAGAAUAGUGAACAACAGGCUGAAUAAGUGUACGUUAUAUGAGGCAUAAAUAACCAACUGAGAAGGUGCCUGGUAUGUUAACGUAACAUAUUAUGGUAAGAGUCAUUCAAAUAACUAUAACAUAUAGAACAUGCUAUACGUUUACCAAACAAUCUGUCACUCCUAAUUGCUAAAUCCCAUGAAAUCUCAGAGUCUCUUACGUGAAUGAGCUAAAUAAUAUUAUUUGAUAUUUUACGGUAAUGUGUUCAUAAUUUCACACAUAAGUCGCUCCCGAGUAUAAGUCGGCCAAACUAUGAAAAAAAACUGCGACUUAUAGUCCGAAAAAUACGGUAACUUAGAUAAUUGGGUUACACUAUGUAAAAGCGCUUUGAGUCACUAAAGAAAAGCGCUAUAUAAAUAUAAUUCACUUCACAAUUAUACAUCUUUUACAUUGAAAAUGAUCAAACAGUUGCGUGUCGCCAUCUUUUUAAGAAAUGAUUUAGUGCAUUUUGGACCUUUUUUCCCUGGCGAAAGUGUUUUUUUUUUUUAAUCAAUCAAAGCUUCUUGAUUAUUUGAUUUGAUUGUUAAAAGUACACCUCUGCAUAACAUUGUAUCCUUAUUUACGUUAAAAGAAAAAUAGAUCCAUUUACAACAAAGAAUAACUUUAUUUACACGAUAUUUUAGUCCGUAACAGAAAAGCUUGCCUGACAAAAAACAACCUAUUUAAUCUGUAAACAUCUUUUGACGGAACCAUUUGAUACUAAAAAAUAAAAUUCAAUAAAUAGUACAUUGAAUUGUAUUCUCAAUAUUAACUCAGGAGCGUAAUUAUAUAUAUAUAUAUGUAUAUGUAUAUAAAAAAUAAGCGCACUAGAGUAAGAGUUUGUGUGUGUGUGUGUGAGAGGUGGGGUGGGUGUGGCCUAUACCUGAGCGAUGUUGGACUUACUUGAAGGGGAAGAAGUUACAUGAAGAGAUUCUACUGUAAAGCGCGAAGACGACGUCUCUCCUCCUGACCUCUGCUGUAUUUUUUUGGCUGUUUUCAAAAAAGAAGAAAAGAAGAAAAAAAGCUUUCGUCUGCCGGUGGACUCGCUCAUCUCACUAUGGCUGUACAUGUGCCUUUUACUAUUAAUAUUAAAAAUCAUCAACCAUGGAGUGUGUGUGUGUGUGUGUGAGUCAAAACAGGACAGAAAGACAACGCUUCAAUUAUUCAUCCGGCAGCACAUUUGUGGAAUUUAAAUUUCAUUUUGAAGCUGGAAAGGAUGAUGGAUGCUUUUCAUUGGCUUUCAUUUUGCCAGAUGUGAAUCAGUCCCACUUGCAAAAUGAAUGGUCACACACACACACACACACACACACACACACACACACACACACACACACACACACACACACACACACACACACUUUGGCGUGGUUAUUACUUGGGUUGAGACGGGGGGCACUGAAGUCAUCUUUGGAUGUUGAUGUGUUUUCUUUUAAACGGCACAGGUGCGAUAUUAAUAUUAAUGGUAAUAUAUAGCUGACUUGAUGUGUCCAAAGUGCGGCCCGCAGCAAAUUUCUACAAAUACUGUUACAAAAAAAAGUGAAAUGUAACAAGAAGAAGUUACCCAGCAAGCAGUUUUUUAUUUUAAAACUGUCACUGUUUAACAGAUAAUAAAAACGUACAAUCGACGGAUAGACCUGAAGUUGAUCGAGACAUUGAAAGUAAAAAUAGUAUAUAUUGAUAUUUGACUUAUUUUUUAACACAUUUUAUGAGUGGGGGUCUUUUAGCGUGAUUUUUUUCUCAUGUCUUAUUCAGAUUUAAAAAUUGUCAUUGCUCAAAAGAUAACAAUGAAUCAAAAUUUAAAAAAAAUUGAAUUUUUUUACCUAUUCAAAGCUCGAGUUACUUAACAUCAAAUAUUAAAAAGCAUUUUUGGGGGGAAAUAUUGCAUAUUCAGUGUUUUUUGCCAUAAAAAACAGGGUUUUCUUUGAAAAGUGUGUAAAACAUUUUUAAAAAUGUGUAAAACAAAACCAAAUGUAACUUUAUGUCAAUGGGUAGAUCUGAAGUUGAUUUAAAGAUUUAAGUGUUGAAAGUAAAAAAGAAUAUAUGUUUAUAUACGGCGUAUUUUUUGACACUUUUCUGAGUGGGGCUCUUGGAUUUUGUGACUUUUUUCCCAC